This is a messenger RNA of Cylicocyclus nassatus, 702 nucleotides long. The record is from the annotation of a GenBank genome assembly. NCBI's taxonomy places the organism in Eukaryota, Metazoa, Nematoda, Chromadorea, Rhabditida, Strongylidae.
AUGUGGUGUCUUGAAUGGCAAUUGGCGAUUUUCUUCUGCAUUAUGAAAAUCAGACGACAUGAAACGGGCGGUUCGGAGAAAAAGCCGAGCCAGCCGGCGCUCAUCAACCUCCUAAACGGUAUCGGCCCGAGCAGAGGAGCUGGUCUCGUCUUGCGUCACACACCACUCGUGGACAACGCAAAAAGCACCGACUCGCAGGAGGAACGCGCCGCUCCCAUUGCACAAACACUCUCUUACUUCGAUGUGUUACUACCUCAUGUACAGAUGGCAUCUGCAAAUCCGUUCCUCACCGGACUUUCCGACUCGCCAUCUAGCCACAAUCGACUUUGGUCGCAGCAAUGGAUCGAACUACUUCAGCAGGCUAAUUCCUCCCAAUUCGGAGAAGUUGCGGCCGGAUUAUUCUUGCAACCGUUUCGGAAAAGCAAACGAAUUCGUACCGCAUUUUCGCCGUCACAGCUUCUGCAGCUAGAGAGGGCGUUCGAGGGAAAUCACUAUGUGGUUGGUACUGAGAGGAAACAACUCGCAAACCGACUAGCACUUUCGGAAACACAGGUCAAAGUCUGGUUCCAAAAUCGACGAACGAAGCAUAAACGAGUGCGAGUCGAGUGCGAGCAGCGGUCGCAGUCAAAUUCACCGCAACCGCGAGAAGAUGACGAAGACCAUCAGAAUCCAGGAGUUCCGAAUGUAGAAUAUGACUACUAG